Molecule: messenger RNA, 1702 nt
Organism: Sturnus vulgaris (Common starling)
Lineage: Eukaryota; Metazoa; Chordata; Aves; Passeriformes; Sturnidae
Gene: DNAAF4
Product: dynein axonemal assembly factor 4
Biological process (GO): determination of left/right symmetry; outer dynein arm assembly; inner dynein arm assembly
Molecular function (GO): nuclear estrogen receptor binding
Source: RefSeq, a predicted model, not a curated record
CGGCCAUGCCGGUGUGGCUGCGGGAGCACAGCUGGCGCCAGACGCUCACCGCCGUGUUCCUCUCGCUGCCCUUGCGCGGCGCCCGGGCCACCCCCAGCAGCAUCUUCUGCAGCGAGCAGUACCUGAAGGUAAGCAUCCCUCCCUUUUUAUUUGAAGCCGUUUUAUAUGCUCCUAUUGAUGACACCAAUAGCACGGCAAAGAUUGGAAAUGGAAACAUUUUCUUCACUUUGUAUAAAAAAGAACCGGCCAUGUGGGAUUCCCUAACUCUAGCAAACACUGACAAGGAGAAACUACAACAUCUGAGAGAGAAUGCUGUUCUAAAAGCCCAAGAAAAGGCAAAAGAGGAGACAGAAGCAAGAAAAAUUACAAAGCAGGAACACAAAAAAUAUGCUUUGGAGGCCACAAUGAAGCUAGAGGAAGCAGAAAGAAAAAGAAUUGAAGAUCUGAAAGAAAAGGAGAGGCAGAAGGUUGUUAAAGAGUUGGAGUUAUGGAAAAACCAGCAAAAAGAUGGUGAUAAAUACAAGAGCAUACAAAAACCGGGGGAAUUAUAUCAAGAAAUAGAGCCAUUAAAAGAGAGAAAAAAUGAAAAAAUGAAGAAAACUCAGAUUCCUAAUGAAGGAACUUCUAAGACCAGACUCAAAUCCACAAAAGGUUCCUGUAGUAUAUUUUCACAGAAUUCAAAGGAAGAGCAGUUACCUGCUCCCAGAGCUGCUGCUACAAUUCAAGUCAGCUUCACACCACGAGUUUUUCCCACAGCUCUGCGAGAAUCUCGUGUUGCAGAAGAGGAGGAGUGGCUACAUAAACAAGCAGAAGCUCGAAGAAUAAUAAAUUCUGAUUUAUCUGAGCUGGAAGAUUUAAAAGAAGAGGAGAAGAAUCCAGAUUGGUUAAAGGACAAAGGAAACAAAAUGUUUGCAAUGGGAGACUACCUUGGGGCAGUAAAUGCAUAUAACCUUGCAGUGAGGCUGAACAAUUCACUUCCUGUGCUGUACCUGAACCGUGCUGCUUGCCACCUUAAACUGCGAAAUCUGCACAAAGCUAUCGAAGAUUCCUCGAAGGCACUGGAACUGUUGACGCCGCCUGUUCCUGAUAAUGAGAACGCUCGAGUGAAAGCCCAUGUGAGACGUGGAACAGCGUUUUGUCAGCUGGAAUUAUACACUGAAGGUCUUCAGGAUUAUGAAGCAGCUCUCAAGAUUGAUCCUAGAAAUAAAAAUAUAGAAGAAGAUGCUGAGAAGAUUCGACAUCUAAUUCAAGGAACAAUGCAAAGUUCUUAAUUAAAAAAUAUAUAAAAAAAGAAACUCUUUGAUGCCUUUGAGAACAUCAGAAGGAAUCUUAUUUCUCUUCAGUGCGUGUUACCUAGACAUUUUUCUGCUUCACUCGGAACAAUUACAAAAUUGGUAAAAGAUUGGAUGUAUUAUUGGAAAGUAAAAUAUUAUAAACAUUAUUAGAUAUAUUUUAAAUAUGUCAUAUUGUCAAAGUUGUAAUAUUUUUGCUUUUUGUUAACAUUCUGUAUUACUCUGACAAUCUGAAACCCUGGACUUGAGGCAGUUCCUUUUAGUUAAGUGCUCUUUCCAAACUGGGACCAUUUCAACUGCAUUUCUUUCAGUAGCAGUUUUAGCAGACUUCUGAAUUUUCUUCAUCAGUCCCUUUCCUGAAUACCAUUUAUGACUGAUUGCUGUCUUUGUAAUAAAGUAUUUAUUAGGCA